CCGAGAUCACUAUUAUUAUCCCCUAUUCAUUUCCCUCACUGUCUUAACCCUAAUGUUUUCUCCUUUCUUUCACUGCAUCUUCUGAUACAACUCCCAGUCUUGUAUAUCUUUCUUUACCCUUACCCAUCCCUCUGUCCACCAGUUUUCCUCACUUCUCAGCUUUUAAAUACUUUCUUUACCUCCUCCCAUUUCCCAAUACUUGAUAAAAAUUAAAGGGUAAACACUUUCUUUUUCUAAGGCUGCAGAGUAUAUAUAAGGGUGUAGUUUUAUUAGUAUGGAUAUUGAUAUGUUGAAGUCUGCUCCUGAGGACCAGAUAGAUAUGUUGAUGAUGAUGCAGAUGGACAAACUUUCCGAAUUCUGUGGAGGUUCUUACAAUGAGGUGGUCUCCGGGAUGGCUCCUAUGGAGUUUCCUCAAGGAAACAAUAUUAGCAGUGGGAACAAAAUAAGUGGCCUGCCGCAAUAUAUAGAAAAUUCACCUACAUUUAUGAACCUGCCUUCGAAUAAUAUAUCUUUCACAGGCUCUCCGGUUCAAGAGCCUAAUGAGCAUCCGUUCUUGUCGAACUCGAUGGGGAGGUGGAGGAAUGGAGGGGAGGUUCCCAGCCAGGCACAGAAGCGGAACUCGAUGGCUGCAAUGAGGGAGAUGAUCUUCAGGAUAGCCGCGAUGCAGCCGAUUCACAUUGACCCGGAAUCAGUGAAGCCGCCCAAGAGGAGGAACGUGAAGAUAUCGAAAGACCCUCAGAGCGUGGCUGCAAGGCACCGGAGAGAAAGGAUUAGCGAGCGGAUUAGGAUACUGCAGAGACUUGUUCCGGGAGGGACUAAAAUGGACACGGCCUCAAUGCUGGAUGAGGCCAUUCACUAUGUCAAGUUCUUGAAGAAUCAGGUUCAGACGCUCGAAAGAGUCGCCGUGAAUAGGCCAGCUGCUCCGGGACUAGGGUUCCCUGUGCCGAUGUCGAGUGGGAGUUUCAUUCCUAUGCAGCAGGCAACAAAAGGGUUCCAAUCAUCAGUAGCAGCACAAAAUGUUCAGCACUUUUUAGAUGCUUAGUAAUUAGACAAAAUAAAGAGAGGGCCACUUGAUAUAAGUAUAAAUGCAUGUCUCUACUCAAGCUAGCUUGUGGGCCGAGUUCUAGGACAAAGAGGCUGCCCAGCCUGCAGAGAGCGCCUCUGCAUCACCAUUCACCAACCUGUUAAUUAUUAUUAGUCUUUUAACUCUGCAAAAUUUUCAAGUUAAUUUGUGUUUUUGUUCAAGUUGUAUUUCUGUAAAAUAACUACAAGUACUAAAUACAGAGCCUUA
Daucus carota subsp. sativus is the source of this 1291-nucleotide messenger RNA. RefSeq names its product transcription factor HEC2. The record is from RefSeq and is a predicted model, not a curated record. NCBI's taxonomy places the organism in Eukaryota, Viridiplantae, Streptophyta, Magnoliopsida, Apiales, Apiaceae. Gene Ontology annotation, biological process: regulation of DNA-templated transcription. The transcript has a single exon. The coding region runs from base 275 to 1042 and encodes 255 amino acids. Gene Ontology annotation, molecular function: DNA-binding transcription factor activity; protein dimerization activity.